UAGGUACGUCGAUAUCCGCGUUUUACGGAACCGAUAAAUGUGCUAAAAUUCUGUGCCACGUUUUUUGAACUUCGCAUUUAGAGAGAUAAAAUGAGUGAAGAGAUAAAUUAUGCACAAGCUAUUGAAAGCUUAUAUGAAAAAUUAAACACUAUGGAGAAUACAAUAAACAAUUUAGUUAACGCUUUGAAACCUUCAUCAAGUUCCUCAAUGAUUGUCCCAGCUACAACUACAGCUGUAUCUCCAAAUUCCAAGACUGUUGUUGCUUCAACUUUUAACAUAGCAGGCUCUUCAGUUGACAAUUCUGUGGUUAAAUCUGCAGAAAGCACAGGGUCUUCAGUUGUCAAUUCUGUGGUUACCUCAACAUCAAGCACAGCUAGAUCCCAAGAUACCCAAACUGUGGUUGCUUCAGCAUCAAACAUAGUGAGCGUAAGUGAUGGAACAGCCUCAUCAGACAACAGUGAACUAACACAUGAACGGUACAUGGAAUAUAGAAGGCAGCACCCGGGCUCCUACUCACAUUAUUCCUAUCUUGUGUGGGUGGAGCAUGGAGGUCACGAUCGGCAAGACUAUUAUUGGAACCGUGAUUCUCCAUACCGGAGUGCUGCCUACAGAAGUAGGAGACGAGGUGGCCGUGGAAAACGGGGGAAUGUGUUUCAAAAUUUGUACCACAGUUGUUCUAAGUGGCAAACAGGUACCGUUAUUGUAAGUGUCUGAGUGAGCGGUAAGAAU
Hydra vulgaris (swiftwater hydra) is the source of this 729-nucleotide messenger RNA. RefSeq lists its product as uncharacterized. Lineage: Eukaryota; Metazoa; Cnidaria; Hydrozoa; Anthoathecata; Hydridae. The record is from RefSeq and is a predicted model, not a curated record.